UCCCUGGCUCGGCCCAGGGAGACAGGAGGCAAUUCCAGACAAGCUGAGCAGGAGAGGAAGGCCAAGGCCUCUUCCUCUCUCUGGAGGAUCCUCUCCUUUCCAGGGGGUUCCUCCGGGGCCCUGGGUCUACCAUCAUGAUGCUAGCUCUUGAGCGGGUCUGAGGACUCUCAAAAUGUCCUCGUCGGUCCAAAACCACGGCACAUCUGAGCACAGCGCCGGGCUAGAGACCCCGCUGCAGGCCCCCAACCAACACUGCUGGUUCGUAUUGGAUCCCAUUGGCAUCCUGUGCGCCAUGGCCGCGUGGGUGCUGGUCCUGAGCGGUGGAUGGGUACUGUUCCGGGACCUGCUUAUACCAUCUAACAACAUGUUGUACAUAGUAGCCAAUGGUGUGGUCUUCCAUCUGCUGGCCUCGUUGGCACUCGCGUCACACCUACGGACUAUGCUGACCGACCCAGGCUCUGUACCCCUGGGUAACCCGCCCGGGCCUGGCACAGUGUCCUACUGUCCCGACUGCCACUCUGCCAUACCGAGGACAGCUUGCCACUGUACAGUGUGCCAGCGCUGCAUCCGCAAGAACGACCACCACUGUCCCUGGAUUAACAACUGCGUGGGUGAGGACAACCAGAAGUACUUCCUGCUUUUCACAAUGUACAUUGGACUUACCUCGACCCACGUUCUGCUCCUGUUGGGCAUCCCUGUCCUGUGCAGCUACAUGCGGGGCGAGUGGGAUUCGAGCAGCACCGUGUCCCUACCUGCCCCUAUCCUCUUUCUCCUCCUGGUGGCGAUAAUGGGCUUCCUCUUUGCCGUGGUGAUGCUCUGCAGCCAAAUGUGCGUCAUCUACUCAGACAAAACGACAACGGAGCUGCUGUAUCAGAACACACACUCAGGGGGCAGACGGACCAAGUGCGCAAACAUGAAGGCCGUCUGUGGCUCCCAUGUCUCCCUGACCUGGCUCAGCCCUUUUCAUUCCCCAGAACAUUACAAAGUGAAUGAGCACCAUGAUAUGGCCUAAAGUCAUUCAUGGGUGUCCAGAGCAAAGCACGGCAACACACAAACCUGAACAAGCCAGUUCCCUGAAGGAAACCAACAUGGCAGAAUACAAAGUAAUAUUCCUCAAAUUUUCUUGUGCAACAAAACAGCAAAGGAAAGCCAGGUGUUGGAGGAACCCCGAGGAAAUUGGGCUCCCUGUGCCCGAUUGUAGCUCUACCAUGCUGUCAGAUGGAAAGCAAUGAAAUGCAUCCCUAUGACCACC
Molecule: messenger RNA, 1252 nt
Organism: Mus caroli (Ryukyu mouse)
Lineage: Eukaryota; Metazoa; Chordata; Mammalia; Rodentia; Muridae
Source: RefSeq, a predicted model, not a curated record